ACCCGCUACCGAUGUAUUUGACACGAACAAAGCUUUCAUCAUUCACAUUGAUCUGCCUGGCGUACCAAAAGAAGACAUCUCAAUUGAACUACGCAAAUUAGAAUUAACUGCUCAUGGAGAAUCUAAACGCAAGCUUACUUAUGAAGCUGCAACAUCUCGUGUACGUGAACGCAAAAUCGGAAAAUUCCGUAAAGUUGUCUUUCUGCCACGUGACUGCGAUUUAAACCGUGAAAAUAUUGAAGCAAAUUUUCAGAAUG
This is a messenger RNA of Dentiscutata erythropus, 257 nucleotides long. NCBI's taxonomy places the organism in Eukaryota, Fungi, Glomeromycota, Glomeromycetes, Diversisporales, Gigasporaceae. The record is from the annotation of a GenBank genome assembly.